CUGGCUGACUACCAUCCAAUUACUGAUUACAUUACUUUCCGGUAUCGCUUUACUGAGGCGGCCGGCAUCAACCAAGGAGUAGCAGUGUUUUUCUAUCAAUUCCUUGCCAAUCAAGGUGAUUGUGUAACCGUAUGUGACGUGAACGCAACAUGUCAAGGUUUAUGUGGGGACGCGAUGGACCACGUGAAAAUGAAGAAAGCCCUGGUCGUCAACUCGACAGCAACAAUAACGAUGCAGUCGAUAUCUAAACCCGAUGGCUACUAUCAUUCUGGAAUUUAUUUCAAAACAGUUUUGUUUGAUCUCAACAAGAGAGCUUACUUCCAAUGUAAUUCAACUGUUCAACUCGAAAACGAUGUUCCAUUCUUCCUGGUUUCCCAGAAUUAUCCCUAUUCACCGUUCGAUUACUCCUAUUGUACCAUAACAUUCAACAGUGCAAAUGCGAUCCGGGCAGCCAUUUACGACUUGGUCACUGUAGGCCCGGUAACCUUCGAAGGGCCGGACUUAUUGGGAGGAACAGCAAAAAUUUCGCUCAGUGGGCGACAUGUUACCGAUGAUGAGCCGGUGGCAUUGUACUUUAAGAAAUCGAUGACGGUGUCAUUUUCGUUUCGCAAUGUGUCAGUGUUCUACACGAGAGGUUUCUAUAUCCUCGUGGAUAGCUAUACUCCAGGAGUUACUUCUUCGGAGUCAUGCCUAAAUAGCGGAGACUUUGUGGUCAGCACUAGUACUGUCAUAAACAUUGGAACAAAAAACUAUGGAACUAACCCUUAUUCAUCGAAUAUUAAUUGUUCGUACUCGUUUCGGAACACGUUGGAGGAUCAUCUGAUUGCAAUCAACAUGCAAUAUGAGACGGAGAAAUGCUGCGAUGUGAUGCUCAUUGAUGGCAUGGCCCCUCCUCCUUACAGUUUAUAUAAUUAUCAAGGUUUUAUGCAGCCGAUGUUUCAAUUUGCAAAUAGCAGUAUAGUCACUAUGAGCUUCACCUCUGAUGGGCUCGUAGGGGGUGCAGGUUUCAGCGGGACUGUUUAUAAUAUUGAUUGCUCGUGCGAUUCCCGUGUCGUCAAACUAACGGAAGGAAAUCCAUAUAUGGAGCUUACUUCACCUGGAUUUCACGAUAAAGCUCCAACGUAUUGUCCUAAUCUCAACUGCACCUGGACUGUGGAAUUUUCAACGGAUUACGAGCUUGUUUCUAACAUAUCUGUCCUGAAUCUUCGUUCUGUUGGUACACAACCUGAUCUCCUGACAGUACUGGACAAUUUUGGAAGGAUUCUCAGACAGGAGAACAUGAUUAUGUAUGGGGAAGUUACCGAGUCGAUUACCACAUCUGGACAACUUUCAUUCAAUUUGGUCACGUCUCCAGUAACUGCCUUUCCGCCCUCCUUCACGCUACCAGGAUUUCUAGUACAAUUGAAUCUUGUUAAAAAGACCUUUCAAAGGAAAACCAUUGUAUUGACCGAUGAGAACUUCAUGGUGGAUAUUUCGGCGAAGUCAUUUGCUGAAGGGCUCAACAUGACAUAUGAGUACACCAUUACGGCUCGCCCGAAUCGAAAGGUCUCCAUUUAUUUCUUCACGGCUACAUAUGGAAUAGUCAACUUGGACGUGUACGACGGGGUUGAUGCUAACGCUGACGUCAUCUACACAAGCUGGCUGUACGACAAAUUAGACGGUAUGGCUCCGAAAGUGGUCUCGACUGGCCAGCACAUAUUGAUCAGAAUAAGACCAAACAUCUACAACGCCAAGUCGGGAUUGGAUUUCCAAGCAAUGGCCACGGACUGGCAGCCAGAUAAUCAGUGCCCACCGCUGGUUUGGACAGCUGCGACUUCUGGACAGCAAGCAUCUAUUCCCCUUAAAGGAACAAACUGUCUCAAUGUGUACCAUUCGACAAACGACUACGAUCCGUCAAAUGGGAUCAUGGUCGAGUUGGAAAGCCCAUCCCAAGCAGUGCUAUACAAAGGUUUAACUACAAAUGCCACUCACGUCGUUAAAAGCGCUACCAGCCAGGAGUACCCGAAGUUUAUCUAUGGAGCUUAUGUUGUCAUAUUUUGCAACUCCUCUGAUGGAAAUGCUGUGAAAUACUCGUGGAGUAAGGGAAGGUUUACUACCACUCUCACCAUGUCACCGGAUGAUUCUGGAGUUAUUAUGUCCCAAGACUAUCUGCCAGAGUAUCCAAUAAUUGCCUUCGAACAGCAGUUUUCAAUCGAACUGGCAAGACGACAUUCACUUGGAUUCGGAGUUCAGAUCGGAGACAGCAGUCACAUGACGGGCAUACGGAUUGAAUUUCUCAAGUCACUGGGACAGGGUCACGGAACCCUUCAAAUGCAACAGUACAAUAAGCUACUGGAUGAAAUCCCAUAUCCCACAACUAACGGGAAAACAGUUUUCGAGCAGUGUGGAACGAAAAUGGUUAUAAGUUAUAUAUCUCCUGGAGGAUCUUCCAACGGCCUUUAUGCACGGUACAGCCGAGGGGCGCAAGUGUGCAAUCACGGACCUACUACUACAAUCAAGAUUUCAUUUUUGUUUAUAGUUGCUUUAUUGACUGGUUUAUCUUGUUAA
Molecule: messenger RNA, 2547 nt
Organism: Cooperia oncophora
Lineage: Eukaryota; Metazoa; Nematoda; Chromadorea; Rhabditida; Trichostrongylidae
Source: the annotation of a GenBank genome assembly